Molecule: messenger RNA, 1033 nt
Organism: Linum tenue
Lineage: Eukaryota; Viridiplantae; Streptophyta; Magnoliopsida; Malpighiales; Linaceae
Source: the annotation of a GenBank genome assembly
GGUUUACUUUUCUCAUCAACUCCUCUCUUCUCUACUUAACAUCAUCUCUCAAAACAAACAUUUCCCCAUCUCUCUCUCUCUCUCUCUCUCUCUCUGAAAGAACAUUUGAUCAGGAUCUGAAUAUGACCAAAGUAUACCCAAACUCGGCUUCUUCACCCACAGCAACCGCCAGGUUCAGUAACCAGUCUUCGUCAUCGCGGUGGUCUCGCAACCAGCUCCCUAGAUUGUCGAAUGAUCAUCGCUCGGCCGCCGCCGACGACUCGUCGUCGUCGGAGCAGGUCGUGCUGACGGUCUGGAAGAAAUCCUUGCUCUUCAACUGCAACGGCUUUACUGUAUUCGACGCCAGAGGGAACCUGGUUUUCAGGGUCGACAACUACAUGGCCGCAUCGGGCAACAACGGCGAGAUCCUCCUCAUGGACGCCGCCGGCAAGCCCCUCCUCACCAGCCGCCGCAAGAGGAUGAGCCUGACAGAGAGUUGGUUGGUGUUCGAGGGCGAAACGACGACGAAUCCCAAGUUUUGUGUGCGGAAGAAGGCGAUGAGCGUACUCAAUCCGAAAUGUUUGGCGCAAGUGAGCCACUGUGGUGGUAACAACAACAACUUAGUGUAUGAGAUAGAAGGAUCUUAUGCGCAAAGACGAUGUACAAUGUAUGAUUCGAAGAGGCGGAUUGUGGCGGAGAUCCGGCAGAAGGAGGCGGCGUGCGGCGGCGGCGUUGCUUUUGGUUUUGAUGUUUUCCGCCUCAUAGUUCGGCCCGACAUGAUGGACACCUCGGUAGCUAUGGCGCUUGUGAUCCUUCUGGACCAGAUGUUUGGAUCUUCCAGGCGCUCUUCUCUUUCUUCGCCUGGUUAAUUACUUAUCAGGCUACUUAAUUUAGCUACUUAGUACAAAAGAAAGAAGAAGAAAAAAAGCUAUCCCCCAAACGCAAUAGUAAAGUACAGAACAUUUAAAUUUUCGAUACUAGUAUGUAAUUAGUUUCUUAUUAUCAUAGUGAUUGGCAUCUUUCCAUCCAUAUAUAGAGUUUAUAUUUUAUUCAA